This is a messenger RNA of Harmonia axyridis, 1643 nucleotides long. RefSeq names its product D-beta-hydroxybutyrate dehydrogenase, mitochondrial. The transcript is spliced from 5 exons. The record is from RefSeq and is a predicted model, not a curated record. The coding region runs from base 291 to 1247 and encodes 318 amino acids. Lineage: Eukaryota; Metazoa; Arthropoda; Insecta; Coleoptera; Coccinellidae.
ACUCAUUACAUAGGUAGCUGUUAGCUGGGUACCAGUCUCUUCAGAAUUCCAUCGAGGUACCAAGAACCGAGUGGACCAACUCAUGUGAGACGUGCUUGUCUAGAAAUUAGUUGUUCUAAAAGUAGGCGCGAGACUGCAUGAAGGUGUCAGUUUAGUGUUAUUAUUGUAGAGAGUUGAUUGCGUUUUCAAAUGUGUUUGGUGGACUCAUUUGAGUGAUAUAUUUGUGGACAUGUGUGUAUCUUUUUGGAACUGAGGAUAAAUGUGGAUUAUCUUGGUUAUUUCUGAAGAAAAUGGAUGAACAAACAGCGUUUGUCUUAGCUCUACAAAUCUUGGCCUUAUUCUCGAUAGCAGGAGCUCUUCUACUCUACCUGAUAUGCAAAAUACAAAAGACAGAUUCUGUUACACUUGAAAAUAUUCCUGGAGCCAGCAAACCUAUUCUGGUCACUUGUGCAGACAAUGCGAUUGGUUUACAAAUAUCCAUCCAUUUAGCUAACAGAGGGUUCAGAGUGUUCAGUGGCUUAAAGGCCGGUGCUGGUGUAGGUUCCCCAGAUGAUUCAGUUGCUGCCAAAGUAAUAAGAUCGUGGCAAAAGAAUAGGGAGAGUCAAAAUGGCAUGGUUCAUGGGUCUAUUAUUGCACUACCAUUGGAUGUGAAUAGAGAGGACCUGCUCCAUGAAGCAGCUGAUAUCAUCAGAGGCCAUUUACCAGCAGGAGAGGAUGGUCUCUGGGCAGUGAUAAACACGACGGGGCUCAUCUACAGGGGUCGUUUGGACCAGCAGGACAUCAGUCAGUGGGAGGCUAUGUUCAGAACAAAUGUGGUAGGAGUUUUACGUACAUCAAGAGCUUUCCAAGGUCUACUACGCAAUACUUCUGGAAGAAUAAUCACACUUGGUCCUGAAAAUUGCUGUGAAGGUGGUUUUGUGGCCUACGCAGCAACGAGACAUGCAGUUUUAGGUGCUACCGAUGCUUUGAGGAAAGAGCUGGUAUCAACUGGUAUCAGAGUUAUCACCUUGGAGCUCACAUGUUUCAAUACGGAAGACCUUUAUGUGAUUCCAAAAUUGAGAAAAGAUAAAGAGCAAACGGAGAUAUCCAUAGAUUCUGAUGGAUGUAUUGAAUAUUAUCCAAGAGCAUUACCCCCUUAUUCGCUUCAUACAUUAGACUUAUGUUUAACAACAAGAAACCCAAAAGACUUUUAUUCCCUGGAGUACAAAUAUGCUUGGUUGAAGCCUUUAAAGAUGAUGACCGUUUGAGAGGAAGACCUAAUCUCAGCAUGAUAAGUUGGUGACGAAUAUUCAUAGAUAUGGUGAUAAGUUGCUUGAAAAAUUUUCCACAAGAAAAUAUUAUUAUAUUAUAUUUAACAAACUUGUUGAUAUUUUUGUUUUGUGAAUAACUUGAAGAUCAUCAUAUCAUAUAUUUCUAGCAAAAAUUAUUCUCAGCUAUAGUAGAAUGGAAUUGUAACUAAAAAAUCAACUUGAAAUAACACCAGGGAAUUUUGGAUAUCAUCCAAAAAAUGUUUUAUACUAGAACAACAUUGAAUUCUACCUGUAUAUUUUAUGUGUAUAUUAUAUGCCAUAUCUCUUAACUUCAAUUUGUAUAUAUGUAUUAUUGUUAUUAUUGUAUGUUUUCAAAUAAAAUACUUCCAAUAG